AUGUCCGAACAACAGCAACAGCCUUACAGCAUUGUCAAGCCCGUCGGGUUCACGAUUGCCUCAUGUGGCUACUGCCACAGCGACAACUCUGCCCACGUCUACGGUGCAUUCGCGUACAAGCUCACCUGCCAGGACUAUCAAAACCUCAUCGACCACGGCUGGAGAAGGUUGAAUGCCUCAGAGUUCAAGCCCUCCAAGGGUCAGAGACGAACGGUGGCCCGCAUCAACCGGUACAUGAGGAACCAAUAUGUCCCACUCAAAAUCUCCAGAGAGAGCAUGGUUCGCGAGGACACUAGCGCUCUGGAUGAACACAGCCCCAGCCCCGAGCCACCACACGGCACAGCCCACGGCCCGCGCCGGAAAUCGCUUUCUCCUCCUCUUGGCAGGAUUGAAAACUCCUACACCGACUUUCUCCACACGAUCCAUGCCACAGACAUGGACAAGAUGGAGCCUGGAUCUGACUGGAAGCAGUUCAAGGUCGUCUUGGAGCCUGCACGCUUCACCCAGGAAAAGUACGACCUUUACUGCGAGUACCAAAAGGGCAUUCACCAUGUUUCAUCUGCAUUGCUUUCUCGAGAGUCGUUCGAUAAUAGCGUUGCUCGUUCCCCUCUCAUUUCCGAAUCCCCUAUCCAGGACACGUUGGGCUUCAACGGAUACGGCACUUACCAUCAGUGCUACUAUGUCGACAACAAGCUGGUAGCUGUUGCUGUCCUCGACAUUCUCCCUCGAUGCAUCUCUUCCGACUAUUUCUACUACGACCCAUCUUUGUCCAGCUUGUCUCUGGGCAAAUAUAGCACCUUGAGGGAGAUUGCUCUUGUCCAGGACAUCAAGGCUAUUCCGGGAUACGAGUUAAUGGAGUACUACACCAUGGGCCACUAUGUUCACUCUGCCCCCAAGACACACUACAAGACCAUGUAUCACCCUUCGUUUCUCUUGGAUCCUGAGAGCUAUGACUGGACGCCUUUUGAAAAGUGCGAGCAUAUCCUUCAGUCCAAGCGUUACUACUCUUUCAGUGAGUCUGAGCGCUUUCACCCACGCGUCAAGGGUUUGCUGAUUACCAUGGCGGCAGAGAGAAGAGCACGAGAAAAGUCGAGUGGCUCCAAGGGUUCCAGUCCUUCUUCCAACGAUUGCAGCCAUAUGGAGUUGGAUUCCUCAACUGAAGUUGAAGUCGAGGGACUGAGCGCACAGAACCACCUUGAUCACGCGUUGAGCAGCAGCGAUGAAGAAGGACACAAGAGAAAGCGAUCCAAUGAAUUCUCUCACACUCCAAAGGAGCUUAUGCGUAGCGGUAAACGGCCUUCAUUGACCUCUCCUUCCUCCGAUUCACUCUUGCCUCCCCCUGGCAUGAUGAACCCUGACGAUGUCACAGACCGCGACCUCUCGCAGCUUGUUGUCUUUCAAGGGGAUCGUGCUACGAUGCUGACGGACUCGGAGUCGUUCAAGAACAACAAGGACGUUGCCAAGGCCAUGCGCGAUUACUAUGCCGCCAUUGGGCCCACCUUGGCUCCUCGGAUGCUUAUCUUUGCUUAA
This is a messenger RNA of Linnemannia hyalina, 1530 nucleotides long. Lineage: Eukaryota; Fungi; Mortierellomycota; Mortierellomycetes; Mortierellales; Mortierellaceae. The record is from the annotation of a GenBank genome assembly.